AACGCUUUGAACUUAAUCCAGUUUUAAAUCGAUCAAUCAGACUAAGCAAGUAAUUAAAUCCAACAGAAGUCAAGUAAAACGGUGAGAAUAUAAAAGAAACUUAUUUCAUCCCUAUUAAUAACGUGAAGUUGUGUAUGUAAGUAUUAAAUUCACAUGCUUAGAAAUAAACAAUGCCUCCAAAGAGGAAUAUUAAGCCUAAUAAGUCAAAACCACCUCAAUUGCUUCAAGUUAAUAGUGAAAAUAACACAGCUGAGUCUAUAGAAUUAGAAUUAAAGUUUGAUCAGGAAAUUCUUUGGUGUAUAACACAAUUUGAGAAAUUGAUCAGUUCCGGAAAACUCAAUGAUGCUAAAAAACACGAAAGUAUAAAGGCAAUUAAUAUUCUGAGAAAGCCGAACGUCACUAAAAUAGAAAAGAUACAGUUAAUGAAGAGUUACUUUAAGGAUUACAAAGCAAAAAUGGCAAAGGAUGAAGAGGAGGUCAAGAAAAGUGCAAAUCUCAGUUUUGAAGUUGAUAGUGAGUCUAAAUCAGCUGGAAAGUUCUUGAAAAGGAAGAUUGAGCAAAGCAGUAAUCAGCCUGAAUCUACAGGAUUUUUGUUUAAUUUUAAUGUUAAUGACAAUGCAAGUACCUUAGGCGAUGAAAUAAAGAAAUUAAGUUUAAGCUAA
This is a messenger RNA of Chironomus riparius, 662 nucleotides long. The record is from the annotation of a GenBank genome assembly. NCBI's taxonomy places the organism in Eukaryota, Metazoa, Arthropoda, Insecta, Diptera, Chironomidae.